AUGUCGUUUUCUUUAGCAGAGCUACAGAACGUGAUCUUCGACGCCCUCGCUGGUUGCCCUUCAGACGCGCCACAACAGGCGAAAGAUACAGCGGUGACGUUGGCAGGUGCGUCCAUCUUCGCUGGAUCAUGGCAACCGAUGGAGGCAACGCGGUUGCCGGUUCGCGACUACCUCCGCGGGACGGGCGAGUUCAAAACGGAGGACUCCUGUCGACGCGCUGUGGUGCGCGCCGUAGAUGCGGUGCUGAACGAGGUGCUCAACGACGAUGCUGUCAACGCAUUCAUUGGUGCCAAGGCAUGCGACUCGGUGGACGUCGUCGGAACAUGUGAGCAGCUCCUGCGCAAGUACCUUCUUUGGGUACUCGAUGGCUACUUAAACUACGACGGGACGUCUCAGUGCCCCUUCUACAAUGCCCUCCAGAGUACGGUCUGCGCAUUUGCGACAGAGUGGAGUCAUGCGUUUGGGCCAAUGUUUACGGAGGCUCAGGGUCCUCACGAGUUCUUCAGCCUGUUGGUCACGCGCGGCGCAUGGCACGGCGCCACCGCAGCGGCGAGGAACCCUGACGACCCCAAGGUGCAUACGAUCGCCGCUAUGGUCAUUCAGGUUUUCUUGAUGGCCAAGUCGUACUCACCGGCUAUGCCAUUUCCUUCACAUUUCUCGCUCUGA
Molecule: messenger RNA, 666 nt
Organism: Leishmania braziliensis MHOM/BR/75/M2904
Lineage: Eukaryota; Euglenozoa; Kinetoplastea; Trypanosomatida; Trypanosomatidae
Exons: 1
Coding region: 1-666 (221 amino acids)
Source: RefSeq, a predicted model, not a curated record